GUCGAGGUCCUCAGCAACGGUUCGUACAAGAGCGUGGUGCACAGAGCCUCCCUUCGUUCGGGGAAACGAGGAUAUCGAUUGCCAUCUUGCAUAGUAUUGGAAAUGGAUGAAAAAAAUUGGCGGUUGCUAAGGAGCUUGUUGGUGAUGAAGGACGGGAGAGGUAUAGAGAGACCAGCUUCAGAGACUUUCUGGGUUCAUUGUCGAAGAAUGACAUCGGUACGAAAGAGUACAAGAGCUUUAUCAAUAUCGAUACGUUGA
Molecule: messenger RNA, 258 nt
Organism: Linum tenue
Lineage: Eukaryota; Viridiplantae; Streptophyta; Magnoliopsida; Malpighiales; Linaceae
Source: the annotation of a GenBank genome assembly